Messenger RNA from Conger conger (European conger), 4601 nucleotides. It is a transcript of the gene kpna3, whose product is annotated as karyopherin alpha 3 (importin alpha 4). Gene Ontology annotation, biological process: NLS-bearing protein import into nucleus. Lineage: Eukaryota; Metazoa; Chordata; Actinopteri; Anguilliformes; Congridae. The coding region runs from base 343 to 1908 and encodes 521 amino acids. Gene Ontology annotation, cellular component: cytoplasm; nucleus; nucleoplasm. The record is from RefSeq and is a predicted model, not a curated record. The transcript has 17 exons. Gene Ontology annotation, molecular function: protein binding; nuclear import signal receptor activity.
ACGUAGAAUGACGCUACUCUACACAAGUCCAAACAGGCAGAAACUACAAACCCAAAUAAGCAGGCUAUCUCAGUGAUCAUCUUUCGAAUAAUCGGCGGGUUGAGUGUGGGACACGCCAAUGUAAUCAUAUCCAAAACUGAAUAAACCAUUUCGUUUUCCCAUUACAUGUGGCAUAUUAGCUGCAUUGUCACUUUAUAUCAGUGUUAGGUAGCGAGGGCCCCCCUGAACGUGGCUCCUCCUCCCCGCAUCGUGUCUGGCCGCCCCCUCUCGGCUCAGCCGUGGACCGUCUCUUCUCUUUCACAGAGCUCCGAGCGCCGGAUAACCCUUACCGAGUACACAGCCAUGGCAGAAAGCGCCGGCUUGGAGAACCACCGCAUCAAGAGCUUUAAAAACAAGGGGCGCGAUGUCGAGACUAUGAGAAGACAUCGGAAUGAAGUGACUGUCGAGCUGAGGAAGAACAAACGAGAUGAGCACCUGCUGAAGAAGCGGAACGUACCGCAGGAGGAGAGCCUGGAGGACUCUGAUGUCGACGCUGAUUUCAAAGGGCAAAAUGUAACACUAGAUGCAAUCUUACAGAACGCCACCAGUGACAACGCAGUUGUGCAGCUCAGCGCAGUGCAGGCAGCCAGAAAAUUACUCUCCAGCGACAGAAACCCCCCCAUCGAUGACUUGAUAAAGUCUGGGAUCCUCCCCAUCCUAGUGAAAUGCCUGGAGAGGGAUGACAAUCCUUCCUUGCAGUUUGAAGCCGCUUGGGCACUGACCAACAUCGCCUCCGGGACCUCUGCACAGACUCAGGCUGUGGUCAAAUCCAAUGCUGUGCCGUUGUUCCUGCGGCUGCUUCACUCUCCACACCAGAACGUGUGUGAACAGGCUGUGUGGGCCCUGGGCAACAUUAUUGGUGACGGGCCGCAGUGCCGGGAUUAUGUCAUCUCCCUGGGCGUGGUCAAGCCCCUCCUGUCCUUCAUCAAUCCCUCCAUACCCAUCACCUUCCUCCGCAAUGUGACCUGGGUCAUCGUCAACCUGUGCAGGAACAAGGACCCGCCCCCACCCAUGGAGACGGUGCAGGAGAUCCUGCCGGCCCUGUGUGUGCUAAUAUACCACACUGAUAUCAAUAUCCUGGUGGACACCGUGUGGGCCCUGUCUUACCUGACGGACGGUGGGAAUGAGCAGAUCCAGAUGGUCAUUGACUCGGGCGUGGUCCCCUUCCUCGUUCCACUGCUCAGUCAUCAGGAGGUCAAAGUUCAGACUGCAGCUCUGCGGGCGGUGGGGAACAUCGUCACGGGGACGGACGAGCAGACGCAGGUGGUGCUCAACUGCGACGUUCUGUCCCACUUCCCCAACCUGCUCACGCACCCCAAGGAGAAGAUCAACAAGGAGGCGGUGUGGUUCCUGUCCAAUAUCACUGCAGGCAACCAGCAGCAGGUCCAGGCCGUGAUUGAUGCAGGUCUCAUCCCCAUGGUCAUCCAUCAGCUAGCCAAGGGAGACUUUGGGACACAGAAAGAGGCUGCCUGGGCCAUCAGCAAUUUGACAAUAAGUGGGAGGAAAGACCAGGUGGAGUACCUGGUUCAGCAGAACGUCAUCCCGCCGUUCUGCUACCUGCUCUCAGUCAAAGACUCUCAGGUGGUCCAGGUGGUCCUGGAUGGACUGAAGAACAUCCUGAUCAUGGCAGGCGAGGAGGCCAGCACCAUCGCUGAAAUCAUUGAGGAGUGUGGAGGUUUGGAGAAAAUAGAAAACCUUCAGCAGCAUGAAAACGAGGAUAUUUACAAGCUGGCGUUCGAAAUCAUCGAUCAGUACUUUUCAGGAGACGAUAUCGACGAGGAUCCCAGUCUCAUCCCUGAGGCCACGCAGGGCGGAACCUUCAACUUUGACCCUGCCUCCAACCUGCAGACCAAGGAGUUCAAGUUCUAAAAGCACCCUUCUGCCCCGCCCCGCAAAUGGGGUCUACUAGCUGCUCCGCACCUGUUCCGGUUACCUUCAGUACAUCACAACAGACUUCACCCUCCAGACCUACACAAACCCCACACAGCAGCCAUGCACUGAAGGAGCAAAGACUAUUGCAGGCAUCCCCCCCCUCCCUCCCCCCCCCCCCCCCUCAGCGAUGCUUCUGAAAACUACAGAAAAGCAAAAAAUAUCUAAAACCCAACUUCCCAUCACUGCAGUUGCCAAAAGUCACUUUCCUCUCUUUCACACGCUGACUAAACUGAAUACUUCUGCAUGAGUUGUCUCAUCAGUCCCGGAGAAGAGGAGCAACAAGGAAAAAUAAAAUCCACAUGGGGGCGUGGCUUACCCCCCCUCCCUGCGAUCACUCCAGUCUCACUCAAGCCACCCCGAUUAACGAAGUGCAACCUCAGAGCUAAGGCUCACGGCCCUCUGAUGCCUGCCGCUCCAUGGAAGGCCCCUGAAGAGGGGAAGGAGAAGUACUGACAGAAUUCUGUCGCCACUAAUUUCAUUUAGGUUUUUCUGGGGUUUUUGUUUUUUUUUCCUUGCUUUUUUGUUUUGUUUUGUUUCUUCGUCUUCUCUUCAAUCACCGUGGAAGAAUGAAUUUCUAUGUGGGGGGGGGGGGGAGGGGGAAAUACAAAAAAAUACAAAAAAAAAUGUGAACAACAACAUGCGCAUAAAAAACUAAACUGGUUUCUUGGGAAAAGGUGAUUUGUUUUACAUAAAUUCUGCAAAGAAGGAGAAGGAAAACAAAAACUUUGUAACAUUGAUCUUUUUGCAGGUCCAGAAACCAGGAAUUAAAAAGAAAAGAGCCAUUUUGUGUGGAGAUAAAACUCUGCUGGAGCCGACAUUUGAGCGGAAAGGAAUUACUGUUAUUCUGGAAGACUGAAGCCAUGCUGCACUAAUGAUGUCACUGCCCGUGUCCUUGUCUUGUGACAUCACAGCCUGCCCUCCCAGCUUUUCAAAUUGGCAGUUGUGAUGUCACGUCCUGCCUCCCUGCUCAUUGGAUAGGCUGUAGGCAUGCACACACUGUAUGGGGGAGACCUGGUGUCCUGCUCUUGCUAAGAGCCGGAGGUCAGAUCUGAAUCUCUUCUGUGCAGUGAUUCUAAUUAGUUUCUCUUCUGAAGAAAACGCAAACCUCUUAACUACCAGGCAUGCUUUUGGGCUGUUUUUUUUUUUUUUGUUUGUUUUGUUUGUUUUAAUUCAUUUUAUGAUUUUUGUUUCCUAUUUUAUAUUUAUUUUUUUAGGAUUUAUUGCAUAUUUUUAGUUUAAAUUUAAAGACAACAUAAAUUUUCAUUCUUUUUUUUUUUUUUUUUUUUGGUUUAAUCUGUGGAGCUUCCACAUUUGCGGUUUUUUCAGUCUUAUACGUACUUGCGAAGUAGUACCUUGUACUUAACUUUCUGUGGAAGGUGGCGAAUUGCUUAAAUUAAAGACGAUGACAAACUGCGGAGACCUUCACACUUCUCAGUCUCAUUCCCUCUUUUUCCCAAAGGUCACAUGCUACAAGCCUAACUGUACAAAUUAAAAUGGAUCUUUCCCACGUCAUAUUUAAGGCCUGUAUAAAAGCUGCAGUAGCCGUCUCUUCCUCACUGGGAUACUGCAGAAAAAUAGCAUUGCAUUUACUGUCGAAAAAAAAAAAAAAUUAACUGGGAGUUAUUUUUUUCUACAUGCAUACAUGGUGAUAACCGGACUGUUUAUUGCAGAUGGGUUUUCUUGCUGUUGUGACUGGACAUUGUCUUCGUUUCCCUGUGCAUUUGCUUUGUAAAGGGAUUUGAAACAAACAAAAAAAUUGCAAUUGGACUAAUGUAGUUAACGUUUUGGCUGCUAAAUAUUAAAAGAUGUGGAAAGCAGCCAGAGCGUUCUGGACUAGCCAUUUAUAACUGAUGAACAAAACUUUUGCAGGUGUACAGUCAUGACCUAUUUAGACACUUAGACAGAGCCACUUUAAAGAUUAGAAUUUUGUCUUGUAUCAUAAACCGAUACAAGCGUAUGUUCAUUGCAAGAUUUUUACUUGCUGAAGAAAACUUGUUUUAAAUGAGAAAAAAGGCGGUAGAUCGCAUUUUGGCCUCUGAUUGUUUGUAUCUUUUUAUAAAUUUUAGAUUGAAUUUCUCUUUAAGGUGGCUCAUGGUUUCUUUCAGCUCUUUUGCAUAUUAAAGAGAAGAAUGAGUUGAAAUUCAUUGUGCCUUUUGUUUUUCAUUUCUAAGCAACAAGAGUUUCUUAAAAAACAAAAAGGAGUACUUAGCAACCGAGGUGUUCGAGAAACGGGGUUAACCAAGUGAGGCAUUCCCUCUUCGCCGCAGUGCAUUGUGGGACAUUUUAUCGAAUGAGGCAUUCCCCCAUUGCUGCAGUGCAUUGUGGGACAUUUUAUCCGAAUGAGGCAUUCCCCCAUUGCUGCAGUGCACUGUGGGACAUUUCAGAGCGGCUUUUCUGUGCCUGGAGGCCAGAUUGUCCCAUUCAUUCUAUUGGCUGACCAUUGUAUUCCACUGACAUCACUUCCCCCCCCACUCCCUACCCAUAGCCAUUACCGCAACUCCACACAUUUUUCACUAAUCGGUGGAUUCUGAGACUCCGUGGCAACAUGAUAUCAUGUCUCAUCACUCCCUCAGGACCUGGUCUCUGUAUUAAUGAUCCUAACCAAAAUAAACCUGCUGUUAGCCAUUGGC